This is a messenger RNA of Cladophialophora carrionii CBS 160.54, 717 nucleotides long. RefSeq lists its product as uncharacterized. The transcript has a single exon. Gene Ontology annotation, molecular function: hydrolase activity. The record is from RefSeq and is a predicted model, not a curated record. NCBI's taxonomy places the organism in Eukaryota, Fungi, Ascomycota, Eurotiomycetes, Chaetothyriales, Herpotrichiellaceae. The coding region runs from base 1 to 717 and encodes 238 amino acids.
AUGGCCGUCUCGACUUGCUGCCUCAAAUCGUUCGCCUGGGAAGGCACACCCGGGGGCCAAACUUCCACCCUUGGGUCCCUCAACACGUACAUUGCUGGCACAAACUCGGAGCGAGCGAUCCUUUUCGUCCACGAUGCCCUAGGCUGGACAUUUCCCAACGCACGUCUGCUGGCCGACCAUUACGCCCGCGAAGUCGACGCCACCGUCUACCUGCCGGACUUCUUCGGCGGCGAAACCCUCCCCUUCGAGCCCAUCCUGGCGGGCCGUUUCCAUGAGGUUGAUUUUGCUGGCUUCCUGGAGAGAAAUAGUCGCCCCAUCCGCGAACCCGACAUCUUCGACGCCGCCCGUGCGUUGAGGCAACAAUACAAGAGAGUCGGCGCCAUUGGGUUCUGCUACGGCGGGUGGGCUUGUUUCCGACUCGGGUCCAAAGACCAUGACCCCCCCUCGCUUGUCGAUGCCAUCAGCGUCGGCCAUCCUAGUCUCUUGACGAAGAAGGAUAUCGACGAGGUUGCGGUCCCUGUGCAGAUGCUCGCACCGGAGCAUGAUGUCGCAUAUCCACUGGACAUGAAGGUUCAUACGUUCGAGACUGUGAUGAAGAACAGGCUCCCCUUGAUUACAUCCAUUUUCCCGGCGUCGAGCAUGGCUCUCUUGUGCGUGGGGAUGCAGGCCUCAAGGGCGAGAGGGAGGCCAUGGGCCGGGCGAAGGACGCGGCUGUAA